GUGUCCGGCUAUUUAAGGCGCCGCCCCACGCCGCACGCCCCAGCCUCACCUGGUAGAGCAGCGGAGCGGGAAUAGCCGGAGCAGCGCGGUACCAGCCAAAAUGUGCGACAAACCAGACCUCUCGGAGGUGGAGAAAUUCGACAAGAAGAAGCUGAAGAAAACCAACACGGAGGAGAAGAACACGCUGCCCUCCAAGGAGACUAUUGAGCAGGAGAAGGAAUGUGUGAAGUCCUCAUAGAGUGAGAUGGCCUGGCAGGAAGAGCUACCACUUGAUUCUUUUUUUGUUUGCUUUGAAUUCAAUCAUGUGUGGGGUUGUUUGGGUUUUGUUUUAAAUCUAUACCAUGUACAUGUAUGAAAAACAGCUGCACCACCUAACCCCCUGUCCCAGCCUGCUGGCAGCUUUGGUGGACGAGUGGAACAAAGUGUGUCCACCUCAGUUCAUCGAGAGCCUGACCCAACCCCAUCUCUGCUGCUCAGCCAACUCCCAUUGGCAGUGUUGAUCUCGCUGUAAUGUGAGGAGAUGAGCAAGGGCUGUGAGGCUCCUAGGGAUGAACCUCUUCUGCCUCGGGGCGUGGGGAUCCUUUCUGGCCUGACCUGUGGCCAGGGUCUGUCUCGCAUACUUUUCACUAUGGUGUUCUGUAGCCUCAUUCACAGUUUUUUUGUCUUCCUUGGGGGAAAAAUGAGAAGUUUAUUAUAAAAUAAAAAAUGUAAUGGCUUACC
Messenger RNA from Dryobates pubescens (Downy woodpecker), 720 nucleotides. RefSeq names its product thymosin beta-15A homolog. NCBI's taxonomy places the organism in Eukaryota, Metazoa, Chordata, Aves, Piciformes, Picidae. Gene Ontology annotation, cellular component: cytoplasm. The transcript is spliced from 3 exons. The record is from RefSeq and is a predicted model, not a curated record. The coding region runs from base 101 to 238 and encodes 45 amino acids. Gene Ontology annotation, molecular function: actin monomer binding. Gene Ontology annotation, biological process: regulation of cell migration; actin filament organization.